AUGAGAAGAAACUUCACCUCAGUGACUGAGUUCAUUCUACUCGGACUGACCGAUCACCUGGAACUGCAGAUUCUCCUCUUCCUGCUGUUUCUGGCUAUUUACGUGGCCACAGUGGCUGCGAACCUGGGCAUGAUUGUACUCAUCCAGGUCAAUGUCCGGCUCCACACACCCAUGUACUUUUUCCUGAGCCACUUAUCUUUUGUGGAUCUGUGCUUCUCCUCCAAUGUGACCCCAAAGAUGCUGGAGAUUUUCUUGUCCGAGAAGACCACCAUUUCCUAUUCUGCUUGUCUGAUGCAGUGUUACCUUUUUAUAGCCUUGGUCCACGUGGAAAUCUAUAUCCUGGCUGUGAUGGCCUUUGAUCGGUACAUGGCCAUCUGCAACCCUCUGCUUUAUGACAUUAAAAUGUCCAAGAGCAUGUGCAUGUCCCUCAUCACAGUGCCUUAUGUGUAUGGAGCACUCACUGGGCUGAUGGAGACCAUGUGGACCUACAGCCUGGCCUUCUGUGGCUCCAAUGAGAUUAAUCACUUCUACUGUGCUGACCCACCCCUGAUUAAGCUGGCUUGCUCUGACACCACCAACAAAGAAACAUCAAUGUUUGUUGUGGCUGGAUGUAACCUUUCCUUUUCUCUCCUCAUCAUCCUGAUUUCUUAUCUUUAUAUUUUUCCUGCUAUCUUGAGAAUUCGUUCCACAGAAAGCAGGCGCAAAGCUUUCUCUACUUGUGGCUCUCACCUGACAGUUGUUAUUAUAUUCUAUGCAACACUCUUCUUCAUGUAUCUUAGACCCCCUUCAAAGGAAUCUGUGGAACAGGGGAAAAUGGUGGCUGUAUUUUAUACCUCAGUAAUCCCCAUGUUAAACCCCAUGAUUUAUAGCCUUAGAAAUAAAGAUGUGAAGGAAGCAUUUGCCAGAGAGCUGUUAAGGAAAAACAUAUUUCCCUAG
Molecule: messenger RNA, 936 nt
Organism: Pteronotus mesoamericanus
Lineage: Eukaryota; Metazoa; Chordata; Mammalia; Chiroptera; Mormoopidae
Product: olfactory receptor 5M8-like
Exons: 1
Coding region: 1-936 (311 amino acids)
Biological process (GO): sensory perception of smell; G protein-coupled receptor signaling pathway
Cellular component (GO): membrane
Molecular function (GO): G protein-coupled receptor activity; olfactory receptor activity; odorant binding
Source: RefSeq, a predicted model, not a curated record